This is a messenger RNA of Zerene cesonia (dogface butterfly), 1173 nucleotides long. It is a transcript of the gene tll, whose product is annotated as protein tailless. The coding region runs from base 1 to 1173 and encodes 390 amino acids. Gene Ontology annotation, biological process: anatomical structure development; cell differentiation; positive regulation of transcription by RNA polymerase II. The transcript has 4 exons. Gene Ontology annotation, molecular function: nuclear receptor activity; zinc ion binding; RNA polymerase II cis-regulatory region sequence-specific DNA binding. Lineage: Eukaryota; Metazoa; Arthropoda; Insecta; Lepidoptera; Pieridae. The record is from RefSeq and is a predicted model, not a curated record.
AUGCACGCGAUCCCAAGCACGUCCAACCGAAUAUUAUUCGACGUGCCUUGCGUUGUUUGCAAGGACCACUCCUCGGGUAAACAUUAUGGUGUGUUUGCUUGCGAUGGUUGUGCUGGCUUCUUCAAAAGAUCAGUGAGAAGAGACCGUCAAUACGCUUGUAAAGCUCGAACGCCCGGCCUUUGUCUCGUCGAUAAAGCUCACAGAAAUCAGUGUCGUGCUUGUCGUCUGUCAAAGUGUCUCAACGCCGGCAUGAACAAAGAUGCUGUUCAACACGAACGUGGGCCUAGAAACUCAACAAUUCGAAGGCAAAUGGCGUAUUACUUGCGUGACCCAGCGCUGCCUUCUUCGGAUGUGGGACUUCCUCCGCCCCCGCCUCCGCCCUUAGAUUUAGCGUUGAACAAACAACCGUCCGUUACUACUAUCUUGCCACCGCCACCGCCGCCACCGAUACCUACUGCUAUGAUUCCGUUAUAUAAUCCCUAUGGCACUCUCUACAGUGGCAUCUCUGCAUGGCCUACACCGCAACCUCCUCUCGUAUUAAGGGUGCCAUCUCCACCUCCCAUUACACUACCUUCGAUGUCACCGGAAGCUUUAAGAGAAGCAGGCGCAAAAAUAGUUUUCUUGAACGUCAACUGGGCUAGAUAUGUCCCUGGUUUUGAGAGUCUGUCAAUUUCCGAUAGAACAAUUCUUUUGGAAGAAUCGUGGAAAGAUCUUUUCAUAUUGGGUUUGACGCAAUUAAUAGAACCCAUUAACUUAAGAGCUCUUAUAGGCCCAAGCCAUACGUUUAAUAUGGUGGCAAUCGAUGAAUUUCAAAUAAUCCUAAACGAUUUAUAUAGAAUCCAUCCAGAUGGUAAUGAAUAUUCUUGCUUUCGAGCAAUUACUCUCUUUAAUUAUAAUUAUCUAGUCGCUCAAAGGACACGGCAAUUCGAAGAUUUAGCUGCCAUAUCAUCACUUUCAAGCUUUUACCAGUUCUCCAUGCAGCAGUACGAGAUGAGGAUAAACCCAUUAGACUUGAACCGGCUUAAUAACUUUAUGCACAUCUUGGUCAAAAUGAAAACAGUGGAGACCAACAUCAUCGAAGACUUGUUCCUUCGUGCCACAAUUGGGCAUAUUUCUGUUGAAAAACUGAUCAGCGAGAUGUAUACUACGAAAAAGGAACUAUUGAUUUUCUAG